Molecule: messenger RNA, 1287 nt
Organism: Monoraphidium neglectum
Lineage: Eukaryota; Viridiplantae; Chlorophyta; Chlorophyceae; Sphaeropleales; Selenastraceae
Exons: 9
Coding region: 1-1287 (428 amino acids)
Source: RefSeq, a predicted model, not a curated record
AUGCAACCACCUCCCAUCAGGCUCGACUUUUCAGAGCAGCUGGCAGCAGAGGCGCGGCUUGCGUUUGCGCGCAACGUGGCGCGCGGCGAGGCGGGUAUCAACCUAGCGGAAGCUGCGCUGCAGGUUGCGGCUGAGGACGAUGCCAUAGCAUCGUCGUCCACGGUGGCAUUCCCAGUGAGUUCCUACAUGCAGCGCAUCAAACAGCUAGCGGAUGAGAUCGCGACUCAGCAUCGCGCCGUCCCCUUGGCUUCCAGUAGCACGGACCCCAGCGGCAGCAGCAACGGCAGUGGCAGCAACACCAGCGGCGGUGGCGGCGGCCUGGCCGCGCUGCCGCCCUCAGAGGCUGUCGGAGCCGUGGAGGCGGCGCUGUUCGGGCAGCAGCGGCUGCGGCUGGCGCGGUGCGGCCGCAGCGCGCUGCCGGCACGGGCUCUGCUGACGCAUCCGGGGACGCACGAGAGCGCGCAGCCGGCGUAUUUGAACGAGGUGCUCGUGCGGCGCGUCGGCCACCCUGCUGCCCUAGCUAUCAUACUUCACGAGGUGCUGCAGCAGCUGCUAGUUUCUGGUGACAUCACCGUCGCCGCUGCCGUCUCGCCGCCGCCCGGCUGGGCGGGCCUCCCGCGCGCCUACGCUCUGCCCCACCUGCCGCGGCACAUGGUGCUGGGUGCUGGGACGGGCGGCAUUACCCUGAACGCCUGCAGCAGCGAGGCGCUGGUCGAGUUGCUGCGCCAUCUGAAGCGCGCCUACUGGCCGUUUCAGUGGGACACCUCUAUUGACACCCAGCAUUGCUCGCACGGCGGCUUCAGAGGCGCGGCGAAGUCUGCUCUGGGCAGCGAGGAGGUCACGGCAGAGGUCCGCGCCAUCAGCGCGACGGCGGCGCACCGCCUGCAGCGCGGCAUCUGGACCAGCCCCGGCGCCGGCGACCUGCGGCGCUGCGUCGCGGCGUGCGAGCGCUUGGUGAUGCUGGCGGGGGACGAGCAGCCGCGGGAGAGGCGUGAUUUGGGGGUCUUGUAUCUCCAUGCGGGCCUGUUCGACGAGGCGGCGGCUGAGCUGUCAGAGUACUACCGCCGCACGACACGCCCGUCCGCCGCCGCGGCAGCCGCCGCCGCUGGUUUGACCAGUGAGGACCCGUUUGACCUCAAGCUGACUCAGCUUCUGCUAAAGCUGAUCGAGACGGGGGGCGCGCCUGGAGGCGAGGCGGCGAGCGGGGUCGCUGCGGCGACGGCAUCAGGGGCGGCAGCGGCGAAGGGUGGUGAGGGGGAGAACGCAGUGAUGUUGCUUCUGCUGUAA